This is a messenger RNA of Tigriopus californicus, 1963 nucleotides long. It is a transcript of the gene rush, whose product is annotated as pleckstrin homology domain-containing family F member 2-like. The coding region runs from base 244 to 1449 and encodes 401 amino acids. Gene Ontology annotation, molecular function: metal ion binding; phosphatidylinositol binding. NCBI's taxonomy places the organism in Eukaryota, Metazoa, Arthropoda, Copepoda, Harpacticoida, Harpacticidae. The record is from RefSeq and is a predicted model, not a curated record. Gene Ontology annotation, cellular component: early endosome. The transcript is spliced from 7 exons.
GAAAACAGAGACUGAGUGAGUGACUCAUCUCUCCUUGGCCGUGUGUCUGUCAAGAAAAGAGCUUCUGAACCUCGAGAGUGCAAUUGUUGUGCGUGGAAAAGAAGCUAUUUUAUGUUCACUAUUGUGGACUCCUGCCGAGGUCAAAGUGAGGCCUGUUGUGGGCCUCAAUCCCCAGGACCAACGUUCCCUUAAGUGUGCCUAAGUGCUCCCCACCUGUGACAAUACAUCUCGCGUCUCUGGAUCAUGGUUGAUCGGUUAGUGAAUAGCGAGGCGAAUGCCCGCAGAAUCUCUCUGGUUGAGAGCUGCUUCGGGAGUGCGGGUCAGCCUUUGGCCGUGCCUGGCCGAGUUCUCGUGGGAGAGGGCGUGCUGACCAAAGCUUGCCGCAAGAAGUCCAAGCCCCGACAAUUUUACCUGUUCAACGACAUUCUCAUCUAUGGCAACAUUAUUAUUAACAAGAAGAAGUACAAUAAGCAGCAUAUUAUUCCACUAGAGGAGGUGAAAUUGCAACCCUUGGAGGAUGAAGGCCAAUUUCGAAAUGGGUGGCUCAUUUGCACCAAGAAUAAAUCGUUUGCCGUGUAUGCGGCUACCGGAGCCGAGAAGCAGGAGUGGAUGGCUCACAUCGAAAAAUGUGUCAAAGAUCUUUUAAACAAGAGUGGCAAAAAGCCUCUGAAUGAACACGCUGCGGUUUGGGUGCCCGAUUCUGAGGCGCCCGUUUGCAUGCUUUGCAAGAAAUCCCAAUUCAGUCUGGUGAACAGAAGGCAUCAUUGCCGGAAAUGUGGGGCCGUAGUAUGUGGAGGAUGUUCCAACCGAAAGGCAAUCCUUCCAAGUCAGUCCACUAAGCCACUUCGGGUCUGUGAUACGUGCUUUGAGGAGUUGGAAAAAUCCAGGGAUGGUCCCAACGCCCAGGUCCCUCCCAUUCAAGCUCCGACCAGAACCAAAGUGAUCCGCCCAACGGAAACUCCGCCACGCCCACCCCCUCCUAAACUAUUUGGUCCUGAAGAUGACCCGGAGCGAGUGGUUCCUCUCCCAGAGAUUCCUCAGGGGCACGAUCAGGCGCAAAUUCCUGCAAAGCACCCUAAAAUGUAUGAGCUGGUAGCCAUGAGUGCCCAAGAGACGUCCUUCUGGUGGGAUAGCGUUGAAGAGGACGUUAAUGGCCUCACUGAGGCAGAAAUGGAAGUCAUUACCCAACAAUUUAAAAACUCUGGCUUCAGCCCCUUGUCGAUUCAAGAUGGCGCCAAAUCGGCUGAUUCCUCUAGUGAUGACGAUUCCGAUGAAGAGGUAUCCAAUGGCAAUAUUGAAGAGGGCUCACAAUCGUCAUCUUCUGUUGGCUUGGGCGGAGAUCAGCCUCUACAACCAGAAUGGUGGACCCAUCGAGAGCCAGCUCAGAAGGGUUUAUCUACUCCGUCUCAUCUUGGACCUAUACCCCCGAUGUCUCAACGAACUCCUUAAACUCAAGUUUUAGACCAAUCGUACUUGUUUCUAUGUAUUCAUAUCUAACUAUCCGUCGAGCGUAGGAGAAUGCACCCCCCAGAAAUAAAGCCGAUUAUUUUCCGUGAGCAAGCAUUUGUUCAAGUUUAAAGCUUUUGUCAUUUCAGGUGAAACCCAGUUUUUAUGAUCAGAAACAACCCUGAAAUCUUGAGACGAUCUGUGUUUGGUGAAUGGCGUGCAUCCAAAAGAGAAAAAAUAUUCUGACCCGUUAACAGACGAGCGACUAACACCAAUAAUUGUUAACCCACAACGUCUGGGCCAUUGGAACACACACGCCUGAAUCAUCUCGUCGAUAUUAUGAACUUUGUCUCUUCUUUUUAAUACGAACCUCGUUAUGGUAAUAACCAGUCCCUUUAUAUUUACCAAACGCCUUUUUGUUAGUUUAGAUACGAAGUUCAGAAUGUAUUUUUCACUAUCUUGAAUUGUCUAAAGAUUAAUUUCAUAAUCCAGGAAAUAAAACAACGACGAAAAAGUU